CGUCAUCGACGGUCCGCUAUGCCAUUCUUGCGCAGUUCACCUAGAAAUACGUACUGAACGCGUGGACAAUGUACAUCAUCCAAACUUAAUUACCUCGAGCUGCUCAAUCGGAACCUUGAACCAGAAUUAGCAAUAGCGAAAACAGCGGGCCAUGUCCGGACACCGCCGAAGUAUAAGUCAAUGUUAUGGAAUGGCGCCACAACGAACGAACCCACUUAAUAUAUGACAUGCUCUUAUGUGAAGGAAACAUUUCGAAGGCGCCAAGGUCUUCUCACUCAUUACGAACUUUCAUCAAACCACAGCACCUUCCUAAUACAGCUUACUCAUCUCACCCGAGCGCGCUUCUGCUGCCACAACGAUGAGCAGAGCAUCUCCUCGACUGGCACACAGGCCGAUGACAAGGAGUAUGACGGCACUUACCGUCAGGCGCUCCACAAGGCUUAGCGGGGUGCAAGUUCACGCGAAUACUAUAUCCAGUGCGCCACAGCAGCAGCUCAUCAGACGCAACAUAAACGACCGCGUAACAAAAAUAAGCAGACGUGCAGAGCCUCUACGGCGGCAGUUCAAACAUGGGAGACACCGCGCAGCUUGGGCUGCAGUAACGACAACGCAGGAUGUCGGCCAAGCUAGUAGUACUGCUAGUGCUAUCGGUUGUCCAUCCCCUUCCAGUCCCCACAGUACUACUAGUACUUCUAACAAUGUCCUCUCCGCCCGAGAAACGGAAUUAAUCCAAAAGGAGAACGAGUUCCGAUUGAAAUCUCGCAAACUCGAACAACAACUCGUCACUGUAUCUCAGAAGGAGAGAGAAGCAGUUGCCUUGUUCCGAGAAUGCAAACAACGGCUCGAGAGAACCACCAUAAGGCAACUCGAAGACUAUUUUACGUGUCCAUUGUGCUUCGAGAUCAUUUUGAACCCACGACAGUGCGGCCAUACCUUUUGCGCCACUUGCAUCCUGAAAUGGUUCUUCUCCCGAUUGCAUCGUGUGUGUGGCAGCUGGCAUGAACCCGUGGACUGUCCAAUGUGUAGGAGUGCAUUAUUGUCCACCCCAGAUAACGUUCCGCGUCCAGAAUACUCGUUCCCCUUCACACCAAAUAGAACGGCCGAUAACGCAAUCUGUGGCAUGAUCAACGCUCUCGCCAAGGAGGCUGACUCUGCAAAUAUCUCUCCGUCUAGCCCUCUUGCAGACUGGACAGAAGAUGGUCAUGCAAGGCAAGAAUGGCGUCGAAAAGAAAUAGCUGGACGCAAUGAGAUGACGUCUCUCGCUACGUCGUGGACAAACAUGCACGGGGACGAAUUUAUUGCCAUCAAAAGAAGACUUGAAGUAUGAAUUCGCGGAAAAUGACUUGUAUUUGUAUCUGAAUGGGUGAGGUUUGCAUCAAGACAGGAAUGGAGCGAGUACGGAAGGGACGAAAUGACAAGUACUUGUUACCAUUUUUAUCAAAUUGCACUUAUUAUGGUUCACAGAUUCACUAGGAGACAUCAUUGUUGACUUUUUCUUUUUUUUGUAAACCGAUGAUUUGCAAAUGUACAACUAUCGUGGUGUAUAUACAAACAGUGAGACCUGCCACGGUGACUCGUCCAUAAUACUACAGAUAGAAACAACGCUCUCUUAACCCGCGCAUACCCAGAACAUCCUGAACGUCAAUAUGAGAUAAAUCCG
Molecule: messenger RNA, 1660 nt
Organism: Suillus bovinus
Lineage: Eukaryota; Fungi; Basidiomycota; Agaricomycetes; Boletales; Suillaceae
Exons: 6
Coding region: 359-1327 (322 amino acids)
Source: RefSeq, a predicted model, not a curated record